AUGUCUUCUAUAUUUCAUCCAGCUCCUUCUUUAUCGAUCAUUCUGUUUACAACAACGUUAGUAGUAUGGUACAUCAAUAACAAUGUAGCUGUUCGGAUCAUCGAUGCCCAUGGUUCUAAAAUCAUUGAUCCCACUUUACGCGCUUUUAUGAGAAAAUUAACUGGUGGAGAUCAGCAGAAAGCUAAUUCAUCGAUUCAAGGUUGUUUCUUUGGUGGUUAUGAUUUUUCAUUCUUAAAUCGUAAUAAUGGUAGUGAUUAUAUCGGUGUUGAUGUUGGAGUUAUUACUAAUACAUAUAAAAUGAAUAUUUGCGGACCAGUCAAUGAUGAUGUAUGUCAAUAUUCCUGGAAAAUUCCAACUUCGGUUUGUUAUAUUUGUACCAAAGGUAAUCCUCACAUCCUGGGUCAUGUCACCUUGAUUGGUUCCUUUGGUGCUGAUGGUGCUGGUGUAGCAUGGAAUUUCAUUAAUUAUAGUAAACCUGAACUCGGUGUAACUAUGACAUAUAUCAAUGGAGAAAAUCCAUGUUUCUGUCCAAGUGGUCACCAGUGUUUACCAGCAACUAUUAUUGCUCUUCAAUGUGCUGAUGAAACGGAAAAUACUUUUUCUAUUUUUGUUGAUACCAAUACAUGCAUCACUUAUUUAUAUCUGAACAUUAAAUGUCCAAAUUAA
Messenger RNA from Rotaria sp. Silwood2, 666 nucleotides. The record is from the annotation of a GenBank genome assembly. Lineage: Eukaryota; Metazoa; Rotifera; Eurotatoria; Philodinida; Philodinidae.